Lactuca saligna is the source of this 390-nucleotide messenger RNA. The record is from the annotation of a GenBank genome assembly. Lineage: Eukaryota; Viridiplantae; Streptophyta; Magnoliopsida; Asterales; Asteraceae.
AUGUAUUACAAGAAACGACCCGAGCUCAUUAGCAUCGUUGAGGAUCUGUAUAGAGCCCAUCGAUCGCUAGCUGAAAGAUAUGAUCAGGUCAAGUUUGAUAGUGGAAGCCGCCACUUGAUCACUCCAUGGACAUCGUGUCCUUUACCUCUGUCCAAAUUCCGAACUUCGCAUUUGAUGAAAGAAUCAGAGAAAUCAUACGACAGCUACUCUGAGUCUUUUGACUUUGACCAUGAUUUUGAUUCUGUUGAAUCUGAUAUGUUUGAUGACCCCCAACACGCGUCUUUUAAUGAUGAAACUGAAGAAGAGGAAAAGAGUAGUAGUUCAGAUGAAGAAGGAAUGAGGUUGAGGGAAGAGUUAGAGAGGCUGAGAGAAGAAAACAAGAAAAUCUAA